This is a messenger RNA of Cygnus olor (mute swan), 7649 nucleotides long. RefSeq lists its product as uncharacterized. Gene Ontology annotation, biological process: regulation of transcription by RNA polymerase II. Lineage: Eukaryota; Metazoa; Chordata; Aves; Anseriformes; Anatidae. The transcript is spliced from 7 exons. Bases 115 to 7632 code for a protein of 2505 amino acids. The record is from RefSeq and is a predicted model, not a curated record. Gene Ontology annotation, molecular function: DNA-binding transcription factor activity; RNA polymerase II cis-regulatory region sequence-specific DNA binding.
GAUUUGGGGACCCCCCCAGGAUUUGGGGACCCCCCCAAAACUUGGGGACCCCCCCAAAACUUGUCCCCCCCCCCAUUGACCCCCCUCUCUCCUUUGCAGCCCGCCCCGAGGACGAUGCAGGCCAGCGCUGGCCCCGCGGGCUGCCCCAUGGACACCUCGAGUGGGGUGCCCGGAGCUGCUGAGGACGCCCCCAAGGAGCCGACGGCAGCCGUGGUGGCCGCCGGCCGCCCCUACAUCUGCAGCGAGUGCGGCAAAGCCUUCGGGCAGUGGUCGAAGCUGGAACGGCACCGCCGGAGCCACACGGGCGAGCGCCCCAACGCCUGCGGCGAGUGCGGCAAGCGCUUCGCCCAACGCUCCCACCUGGCCCAGCACCUCCGCACCCACACCGGCGAGCGGCCCUACAAGUGCGCCGACUGCGGCAAAGCCUUCGGCUGGAGCUCCAACCUGGCCCAGCACCGCCGCACCCACACCGGCGAGCGGCCCUACGCCUGCGGCGAGUGCGGCAAGGCCUUCAGCCAGAGCACCAACCUGGUCAAGCACCAGCGCGCCCACGCCGGCGAGCGGCCCUACGCCUGCGGCGAGUGCCGCAAGGCCUUCUACCGCAGCUCCGACCUCCUCCAGCACCAAGCCAGCCACUCCGGCGAGCGGCCCUACCGCUGCGGCCAGUGCGGCAAAGCCUUCGCCCAGCGCGCCAACCUCCUGAAGCACGGCAAGACGCACGGCGGCGAGAAGCCCUUCCGCUGCGGCGAGUGCGGCAAAGGCUUCGUGCAGAGCUCGGAGCUCAUCCAGCACCAGCGCAGCCACAGCGGCGAGAAGCCCUUCGCCUGCACCGAGUGCGGCAAGCGCUUCGGCCACGGGGCCACCUUGGCCAAGCACCGGCGGCUCCACCUGGGCUUGCAGCCCCACCGGUGCGGCGAGUGCGGGCGGGCCUUCGGGCUGCGCUCGGCGCUGGCGCGGCACCAGCGGGCGCACGGGGAGGAGCGGCCCUUCGCCUGCGCCGAGUGCGGCCAGGCCUUCGCCCUGCGCUCCAACCUGGCCCUCCACCGGCGCACCCACGCCGGCGAGCGGCCCUACCGCUGCGGCGAGUGCGGCAAGGCCUUCGGCAUGAGCUCCACCUUGGUGCGGCACCAGCGCAUCCACACCGGCGAGAAGCCCUACGGCUGCGGGGAGUGCGGGCGAGCCUUCGUGCGCAGCGCCCACCUGGAGCAGCACCGGCGCACCCACACCGGCGAGAGGCCCUACGGCUGCGCCCGCUGCGGCCGGCGCUUCAGCCAGAGCUCCAACCUCAUCACCCACGAGCGGGUGCACCUGGAGGAGGCGCACGGCGUGGCGGCGGCGGCGGCGGCGGCGGCGCGGGCGGGUGCGGCGGGGGCCGAGGAGGAGCCGGGUUUGGAGGGGGUGGGGGAGAAGAUGAAGGUGAAGAGGUUUGGGGGGCACCAAGGUGCGGGGGCGGGGGGGGAGCACCCAAAGAACGAGAGACCCGGGGGGCACCAAGGACUGGAGGUGUUUGGGGAGCACCCAAAGACCAAGAGACUUGGGGGGCACGAGGGUUUGGGGAUGACGAUGGAGGUCCAACCAGGUCUGGAGAUGAUGGAGGAGCACCCAAAGGUGAAGACUUUUGGGGUUCAUCAAGAUUUGGAGGUGUUGGAGGAGCACCCAAAGACUGAAAGACUUGGGGCGCAACCAAGUUUGGAGACAUUCAAAGAGCACCCAAAGAACAAGAGACUUGGGGGGGGUCACCAAGGUCUGGAGAUGUUGGAGGAGCACCCAACGAUGAAGGCUCUUGGGGUGCAUCAAGAGCUGGAGAUGUUUGGGGAGCACCCAAAGGUGAAGGUUGGGGUGCAGCCAAGUCUGGAGAUGUUGGAAGAGCACCCAAAGACCAAGAGCGUUGGGGUACGUCAAGAUUCGGAGAUGACGGAGGUCCAACCAACGCCGGAGACGUUGGAGGAGCACCCAAAGGUGAAGACUCUUGGGGUGCAUCAAGAUCUGGAGACCUUGGGAGAGCACCCAAAGACCGAGAGACUUGGGGGGGGUCACCAAGGUCUGGAGAUGUUGGAGGAGCACCCAACGAUGAAGGCUCUUGGGGUGCCACCAGCUCUGGAGACCAUGGAGGGGCACCCAAAGGAGCACCCCGAGGUGGAGCACCCAAAGGUGCCCCCGAAAUGCGGCCAUAUUGGGUGUGGCCAUGUUGGGGGUGGCCAUAUUGGGCCCCCCCAUGGGGGCGGCCAUUUUGGGGCCCGCCCCGAGGAUGGCCAUGUUGGGGCCUCCCAUGGCGGCAGCCAUAUUGGGUGUGGCCACGCUGGGGGCGGCCAUAUUGGGUGUGGCCACGCUGGGGGCGGCCAUGUUGGGGCCCCCCAUGGGGGCGGCCAUGUUGGGGGCGCCAAAGGCGGCGGCCAUAUUGAGGCCACCGCAGUCCAUGGGUCCCCCGGCGGCGGCCAUGCCGUGACCCGGCGUGACGACGGCCAUGUCGCGAUCGGAGGCGGCGGCCAUGAUGCGUCCCGGUGCGGUGGCCAUGUUGUGGGCAAGUCCCGUGGCCAUGCUGGGCCCAAGCCCGGUGGCCAUGUUGGCCCCAAGUCCAGUGGCCAUGUCGUGGCCAACGGUGGCCAUAUUGUGGCCUGGUUGAGCACCGAGAUCGUGGCCAACGCCGGCGGCCAUGUCGUGGCCGACGGUAGCCAUAUUGUGGCCCGGUUGAGCCCCCAUAUCAUGGCCAACACCGGCGGCCACGUUCCGUCCGACUCCAGCAGCCACGUUGGCGGCCAAACCUUGAACUCCAGUAGCCACUGCCCCGCAGCCCGGCCCGGCGGCCACCUUGUGGCCCUCGUCCCCCUCCCGCUUGCCGUGCGUCCUCUCGUGCUUGCGCAGCCCCGAGGCGCCGCCGAAGCCCUUCCCGCAGCGCCCGCAGGCGUAGGGCCGCUCGCCCGAGUGCGUCCGCCGGUGCUUGCCCAGCGCCGCCCGCUCGCCGAAGCCUUUGCCGCACUCGCCGCAGCGCCAGGGCCGCUCGCCCGUGUGGGUCAAGCGGUGCCGCUUGAGGUCCCAGGAGGCCACGAAGGCUUUGCCGCACUCGCCGCAGCGCCAGGGCCGCUCGCCCGUGUGGGUCCGCCGGUGCACGGCCAGGUCGGCCGGUUGCCGGAAGGCCUUGCCGCACUCGCCGCAACCGUAGGGCUUGACGCCUUGGUGCGCCCGCUGGUGCCGCCGGUAGCUGGAGGGGUCGGAGAACAUCCGGCCGCACUGCGGGCACAGGUAGGGCCGCUCGCCGGUGUGGACGCGCUGGUGGCUCUGGUAGGAGGAGAGCUGGGUGAAGGACUUGCCGCAGGUGCCGCAGGCGUAGGGCUUGCGCGGCGCGUGGAUGCGCUGGUGGCAGGCGAGCGAGGACGAGCGGCCGAAGCUCUUGCCGCACUCGGCGCACAGGAAGGGCCGCUCGCCCGUGUGGCUGCGCUGGUGGUUGCGGAGGUCCUUGCGCUCGGCGUAGGCUUUGGGGCAGGCGCCGCAGCGGUGAGGCCGAAGGCCGGCGUGGCCCCGCCGGUGUUUGCGGUAAACCGAAGGGUCGGCGAAAGAUUUGGGGCAAUCCGGGCAGGAAAAGGGGCGUUCGCCGGUGUGGGCGCGCUGGUGGAUGGUGUUUUGGCCACGUCCAUCGCGGCGCCGGCAUCUCCAGGUGCUUCGGGGACAUCCAUGGGGGUGGCGUCACCUCCGGAGGUGGCGGUGGUGGCAUCUGGGGACGCUUCGGACGCCGCGGUGGCCGUGGCGGCUCGGGACCUGGUGGCGGCGGCACCUCUGGACCUGGUGGUGGCACCUCCGGACCUGGUGGCGGUGGCACCGCGGGACCUGGUGGCGGUGGCACCUCGGGACCUGGUGGUGGCACCCAUGGGUUCCUCCAUCACCGCGGUGGCACCUCCGGACCUGGUGGUGGCACUCCUGGACCUGGUGGUGGCACCGGUGGCGCCGGGGAAGGUCUCGGCGCGGGCGGGACACCGGAAGCGGCGCCCCGGCUUCCCGGUGGGCGCCGGGGGGACGGGGACGUCCCCGCGGGUGCCACCACGGAGGUCCAGGUCCUGGAGGUCCCCACUGGUGUCACCUGGGGGCGUCCCGUGGGCGUUGCGUCGGGGGUCUUCGGGGGGGUCGACGUGGGGGGCGUCACGGGCACGGGUGACAUCGUGGGGGGGGGCCUUGGGCGCCAUCUUGGUGGCCUCGGUGGGUGACGUCUUGAUCUCCGUGGGUGACAUCGUUGAGGUCUUCACGGAUGUCAUCGUUGAGGUCUUCGUGGGUGUCAUCGAGGUCCCCGUGGGUGCCAUCGUUGAGGUCCCCGUGGGCGUCAUCGUUGAGGCCUUCGUGGGUGUCAUCGAGGUCCCCGUGGGUGCCAUCGUUGAGGUCCCCGUGGGUGCCAUUGUUGAGGUCUUCGUGGGUGCCAUCGUUGACGUCCCCAUGGGUGCCACCAACGGCAUCAUCUCGGUGGUCCCCAUGGGUGCCAUCGUUGAAGGUCCCUUGGGUGCCAUCGUUGAGGUCCCCGUGGGCGACAUCGUUGAGGGUCCCUCGGGUGCCAUCGUGGACGUCCCCACGGGUGCCAUCACGGAGGUCCCCACGGGCGGCGUCUCGGUGGCCCCCACGGGCGUCAUCGUUGAGUUCCCGACGGGCGCCAUCGCUGAGGUCUUCACGGGUGUCACCGAGGUCCCCAUGGGCGCCAUCGGGGACGUCCCCACGGGUGCCACCACCGCUGUCCCCACGGGUGCCAUCGUUGAGGUGCCCACGGGUGCCAUCUUGGUGGCCCCAACGGGCGCCGUCACGGAGGUCCCCAUGGGUGCCACCACCAACGACCCCUUGGGUGCCACCGCCGACGUCCCCUCGGGUGCCAGCUUGGUGGCCCCCACGGGUGACGUCACGGAGGUCCCCACGGGUGCCACCGCCGACGUCCCCACCCGGCCCCUCCUGCCGCUCCUCCAUGGCCCCCUGCGGAUAAAUCACGGCGACUGGGAUUCCCGGCGCCGGCAUCACCGGCGGCCCCCUAAGAUGGCCGCCGUCGGCGCUCGCCUUCCUCCUCCUCCUCCUCCUCCUCCUCUUCUUCCUCCCCCGGGGGCUCCUUCGGGGCCCGACCCCCCCGGCGUUCGCCUCCCCUACGGCUGCUCCGACUGCGGCCGCCGCUACCGGCACCGCGGCAGCUUGGCCAACCACCGGCACGCUCACCGCACCGGCGUCUUCGCCUGCCCGGCGUGCCCCAAACAUUUCGGCAACGCCAUGGCCUUGCGGACCCACCUCCGCGCUCACCGGGCGGCGGCGGCGGCGGCGCGCGGCGGCGGCGUUACCGACCGCUCUUACCGGUGCGAGGCGUGCGGCAAGACUUACCGCCACUCGGGGAGCCUGAUCAACCACAAGCGGACGCACCAAACGGGCGAUUUCGGCUGCGGGCUCUGCGCCAAGAGGUUCGCCAAUUUGGGGGCGCUCAAAGGUCACCUCCGCGGGCACCGGCACCGGGCGGGGACGGCGGCGGCGGCGACGGCGGCGGCGGCGGUUCCGGUAGGGAUCUACCAGUGUUCGUUGUGUCCCGAGGAGUUCGGCGCGUUGGCGGCGCUCCGGGAGCAUUUUGGGCGUCACCGGUGGCCGGCGGAAGAGGAGGAGGAGGAGGAGGAGGAGGAGGAGGAGGAGGUGGCCUUCCUCUGCGCCGUGUGCGGCGGGGUCUUCGCCGGCGAGGCCGAUUUGGCGCGGCACCACGGCGAGGAGCACGGCGCAACGGCGCCGGAGGAGCGGGCGGCGUGGCACAUCUGCGGGCGGUGCGGGCAGCCCUUCGGCGACAUGGAGAGCCUGCGGGAGCACCGGCGCGAGGAAGAGGAGGAAGAGGAGGAAGAAGAGGCCGAGAGGAGGCCGUACGCCUGCGGCGUCUGCGGCAAGACCUACCGGCACGGCGGCAGCCUGGUCAACCACCGGCAGACCCACCAAACCGGCGUCUUCCCCUGCGCCGUCUGCUCGCGGCGCUACGCCACCGUGGCCGCCUACCGCAACCACCUCCGCAACCACCCGCGCUGCAAAGCCGGGCCGGCGCCGGCGGCGCCUCGCGGGGAGGAGGAGGAGGAGGAGGAGGAGGCCGGGGGGAGGAAGGAAGAAGCGGCGCGGCCCUACCGCUGCGAGGAGUGCGGCCGGAGCUACAAGCACGCCGGCAGCCUGGUGAACCACCGGCAGAGCCACGCCACCGGCUCGUUCCGCUGCGGCGCCUGCCCCAAGGCUUUCGGCAACCUGAUGGCCUUGAAGAAUCACCGGCGGAGCCACGGCGAGCGGCGGCGGCGGCGGCGGCGGCGCGGCGCGGGCCGUCAAGCUUUGCGCCUCCGCCGGCAGCUGCUCGGCCACCAGCGGCUGCACCCGGCCGCGGACGGCGCCGGCGAGGAGGGGUUGGCGUCAGCGACGGCGUUAAAGAUGGAGGAAGAGCCUCCAGGAGACUUCAGCUCGACGGUGGCGGCGUUGGAGGACUCUUCGGCAUCGCCGACGCCGUUUAAGAUGGAGGAAGAGCCUCCAGGAGACCUCAACUCAACGGUGGCGGCGUUGGAGGACUCUUCGGCACCACCGACGGCGUCAAAGAUGGAGGAAGAGCCUCCAGAACGCCAAAACCCAACGGUGACGGCGUUGGAGGACGUUUUGGUGCCGCCAACACCGUUAAAGAUGGGGGAAGAGCCUCCAGAAGACCAAAACUCACCGGUGACGGUGUUGGAGGACUCUUCGUUGUCACCAACACCGUUAAAGAUGGAGGAAGAGCCUCCAGUAGACAUCAACCCAACGGUGACGGCGUUGGAGGACUCUUGGGCAUCACCAAUGCCGUUAAAGAUGGGAGAAGAGCCUCCAGAAGACCUCAACUCAACGGUGAUGGCGUUGGAGGACUCUUCGGCGUCACCGACGACGUUAAAGAUGGAGGAAGAGCCUCCAGAAGACCAAAACUCACCGGUGACAGUGUUGGAGGACUCUUCGGCAUCGCCAACGCCAUUAAAGAUGGAAGAAGAGCCUCCAAAACACCAAAACCCAACAGUGACGGUGUUGGAGGACGUUUUGGUGUCGCCGACACCGUUAAAGAUGGGGGAAGAGCCUCCAGAAGACCUCAACUCAACGGUGACGGUGUUGGUGGACUCUUCGGUGUCGCCAACGCCAUUAAAGAUGGAAGAAGAGCCUCCAGUAGACCUCAACUCAACGGUUACGGCGUCGGAAGACAUUUUGGGGUCACCAACACCGUUAAAGAUGGAAGAAGAGCCUCCAGUAGACCUCAACUCAACGGUGACGGCGUUGGAGAACUCUUCGGCAUCGCCAAUGCCAUUAAAGAUGGAGGAAGAGCCUCCAGAAGACCUCAACCCAACGGUGCCGGCGUUGGAGGACUCCUCGGCACCCCAACCCUCUUUCUCGGCGCUCCCGGCGUCUCCCGGCCCCCUCACGGCGCCGGUGACGGCGUUGGGGACCCCGGGGGGGUUUCGGGGUCACCCCAAAUCCUCGGCGGCGCCCCAAAGCCCGGCGCCGGAGGGGCGUCCCCCCCCCUACGGUGUCCCCGGGGGUCCCGGCCCCUCCGGCACCGUCGCGUUGCCCCCCCGGCAUCGGGUCGCCGGCGGCGCCGAGGGGGACGGGGGACGGUGUCGGGGCGUGGGGGGGGCGGGGCGCGUCCCCCAGGAUUAAAUUUGGGUUGUUUUGGA